Molecule: messenger RNA, 1426 nt
Organism: Anopheles stephensi (Asian malaria mosquito)
Lineage: Eukaryota; Metazoa; Arthropoda; Insecta; Diptera; Culicidae
Exons: 1
Coding region: 65-1363 (432 amino acids)
Source: RefSeq, a predicted model, not a curated record
UUCAGUUUUAUUUCUCUUCGGUGAGAUCUUCCAACACAGUGCUUAACCGGCACGCCUAGAGGCAAUGGGUCGAAACGUUCAACCCACCAUAGCUCUGUCUCUGUCACUGCUCUGCCUGGCACUUCUUGCGCUGAUCGAAGCAAGUGCACCUCCACCAUGUAAAGUCAAGGUCACGUACAGUAUGAUGAGUCGUCUGACCAGCAAGAACCGCACCGAGGGAGACUGUGCCGAAGCUUGGAUGGAUCUUCAAUCAUAUCUACAGCAAACCGCCCAGAACCUGACCGAAUGCUUGGAGCGUGAAGCGUCUGCCACGGCUUCCGAUGCAGCUGCCACAGCCUGCCAACCACUGUUUGAGCAGCUCGAACAAGAGUCGGAAGCGGUCCGGCUCCAGCUCAACAAGGACAUGCAGAACAAGCUGCUGUACGAGGAGAUCGAAAUUGCCAAGGCAAAGAACGCGAUAGCUCGAAUCAAGAAGGAAAUCGUAUCGGUACAGGGCGAGUUUAAAGGGUACUACCAGCAGCUGCUACUGAUCUACAUCGAUGCGGGCGAUACAAGGCGUGCGCUGCGCCUGUACCAACGGUUGGUGUACUUGAAGGAGACUAACCUACAGCAAACUAUGCUAGGAUUCGUUUACUCCUCGCCGAAGUACGAAAACCGACGGCUCGAGAACUUGCUGGCGCUGGUAAAGCGGCUUCCAACGCCCGACGAACAAAUGUCACUGUACAGGCUGAUACAGCCGCAGGUGAUGAACCGUACCACGCAGUACUACAGCUUCCUCGGCAUGAUCGCUGCCCUCGAUAUGGAUCGGUUCAUACAGGAAAAGGAGGAGAGCCCGUUCAAGAAGCUGCGCGAUGCCAUGUUCUUCAACGCCAUGAAGCGCUGGAAGUUCCAAAUGUUGAGCGGAAACUUUAAGGACGUGGCAGAGUUCGCUAGAAAGUAUCCGGACUAUUAUGACAAGAUCAGCACACGGGUGGCAUUUGUGCAGCCCCAGUAUUGGUUUAAGUUUAGCUACAGCCAGUUCGUCACGUACCCGAAUCUGUUGCCCAAGCCCAAACAUCGGCUGGAAGCGUUCCGUGAGAUAUUGCGGCAGGUGAAGAAACGAAACACGGUGUACUACGACUACUAUCUGGCGAAGCUUGCCAAGCAGGUCGAUAUCUGCGAGAAGUAUAUCAAGAAGCAGAACAACGAGCUGGAGGGUAAGGAGGACCUGAUCAAGCUGAAGACGCAGUUUUCGGAGUUUGACAAAAAACAUGACUACGAGUACUAUCUGAAGAAUGUGGACAAGCUGACGAAGAAUAAACCACCGCUUCCGGCUAACCCUAACAGGCCAAAGACUAGAGGUGGUCUUAAUGGACGACGUUGAUUCCAAUGCUUCUCGGGAUGUAUCAUACGAAGAUUCAAUAAAGUUGAUGAGUUCAGAGCUUCA